UGCGUUUGUCUUCUUCGAACUGCGGUUUGGGGAGGUAUCAUCAUUUCGUGUUUUUUUAUUACCUUCCUGGUGGUUGUCGUCAUCUGCGUGGCGAGUGUGGUGAUCGCGUUCCUUGCAUGGCGGCAGUAGCAUCGCAUUGGUGUGGCGGCAUUAGCAUCGCAUCUCCAACUUGCGUGAUAGGCAUGGACGGACACGGAUUCACGACUGAGUUAUAUGGGGGUAUGGCCCCCUCCUCUCAGUUCGACAAUGCAGCUCCUCGUGGAGAUGACUGCAUGCAAGCGUGGAUAGAGACAGCGCCAUCUCCGCCGUCGUGGUGCUACAUGACGCAAGAUGGAUUCACAUGCACCCAACCCCAGGCUGGAGGCCCGCAAUCUGUUUCCUGCAGUGCGAAUGCCGGCGGCGGCACGCAGACCCCCACGAACCACGGCAGUCAAAGUUACACCGGCAGUGCCAGGCAGAUGCCGACACCGAUUGUACCGAGCACUGUGGUGAAGCACCCAUCCGCAUUCGUCGGCACACGGGGAGUGACACCGGCAACCGAGGAGCGGAUGUGGGGUGCUUCUCGGCAGUCCCAUCUCCGCACAUCUGACCAGCGAACGGCGAUGAUGCCGCCUGUCCCCAACAUGCCUCUUCCGAGGACGUUCAGCGGUGGAGAUCCGAGGCAGGCGAUGUCCUUCGGUUCGGCCGAUCGUCCAUCUGUCCACCAGCGGCCGUUGCCUGGCCACGGCGUGCCUCACAGGUCACCACCCGUGGUACGUGGUAUGCAGGGUGCGGGCCGCCCGCCAUCGCCAUUCAGAAACACGAAGGGUUAUGGUGGGGGGGGAACGCAGUGCGUGGAGACAAUCGGGACAGACAGCAGCACCAUGGCCGGGUGCUCGGCGGACACGGGAGGGGAAAGUUGGGAGUUUGAUGAGGAGAGAUCCGCGGCGGGUGCGGAUCGUGAAACUGUCGACCUUGGGGACGAAGAAGAGCCGACAGCGGGAGGUGGAGAUAGCACCCCUUCAGUGCGCACCGUGUCAGGUCACGUCAGGCCACCCGCACCUCAAAGGAAGAAGGGGGGGAAGGCGUCCGCCCCACCGAAGAAGAACAACCCCUGGACGCUGGAGGAGAGAGUGGCGACGUCCAGGUUACAUGGCAAGGACAACGCUCUGAUGGCCGACGCCGAAGGCGCCCACCAGUGCAUGACGAGGGCGAGAAGAUGGGAGUGGGUAGCAGCGCGGCUUGGAGAGGAGGGCUAUUCAAGAUCCGCGGAAGACUGCAGGAAGAAGUGGGCAGAGAUGGUGAAGAAGGUGAGGGAGAUCCGUGACGCGUGUGAUGGUUCAGGGAAACCAUCGUAUUUUGACAUCAGCACCGAAGAACGGYGGAAGUUGGGUGUGAGUCUGACAUUCGAAAAACCGUUGUGGGAUGCAAUGGAAUGGUACAGGGUGAAGUCGUCGGUGACAUGUGAUAACACUAUGGCGUCAGAGGAUCUGAGAGGGACUGGGUCGGUUGGCGGUAGCGAAGGAGGAUCAGAAGGCACGGGGACAGACUGCUCGGACGGCUCCGCUAAGAGGCAGCGCACUGGUGCUGGGAAGGGUCGUGGGACCGAUUCCGGAGCUUCGGUGCACGGCAUGGCAGGGGCAAGGUAGAUUCCACCAGGGCCGUUUGUGAAGGACUUGAUAGAGCGGCCGGCACGCUAGCUCGCGCGGCUACUGACGGAGCUGCGAUGAUGGCCGCCCGUAUAGGCGACGUGGCAACGGAGAUCG
Chara braunii is the source of this 1745-nucleotide messenger RNA. Lineage: Eukaryota; Viridiplantae; Streptophyta; Charophyceae; Charales; Characeae. The record is from the annotation of a GenBank genome assembly.